This is a messenger RNA of Bicyclus anynana (squinting bush brown), 804 nucleotides long. Its product is annotated as pancreatic triacylglycerol lipase-like. The transcript has 4 exons. Gene Ontology annotation, molecular function: lipase activity. Bases 184 to 804 code for a protein of 206 amino acids. NCBI's taxonomy places the organism in Eukaryota, Metazoa, Arthropoda, Insecta, Lepidoptera, Nymphalidae. The record is from RefSeq and is a predicted model, not a curated record.
UCUGCACUCGCUGAAGCAGCCAAUGAGAGGAAGCAAUUGGAUUAUAAUGAAUAUCACCUUUAUACAAGACGUAACCCCACAUCGUCUCAGAAGCUCGUAAUUAACAACAUUCACAGCAUCACUUCGUCCAACUUCAAUGUGAGGAACCCCACAGUUGUGAUCAUCCACGGCUGGCUAGACAACAUGGACGCAAACUUCAAUGGAGCUGUCAAAGAUGUUUAUCUUAGAAAAACUGAUGUGAACAUUAUAAUGUGUGACUGGAGGACGGUGGCCAUAGCUAUAUACGGCUCGGCAGUUAACGGAGUACCGAAUGUUGGCCGCAACCUGGGACAGUUCCUCGACUUCCUCCACAGAGUCACUGGUGCUUCCUUCAACAACAUGCAUCUAAUUGGGUUCAGUUUGGGUGCUCAUGUGGCUGGGAAUGCUGGCAGGGAGUUACGUGGUAGAGUUGCACGUAUUACUGGAUUGGAUCCCGCUGGUCCUCUAUGGUACGGGAACUCGAAUCGCCUGAAAUCAUCUGACGCAGUGUACGUAGAAGCUAUCCACACAGAUGGCAGCGCUGUCGGUCUGGGUAUAGGGGCAGCAUCAGCUGAUGUCGACUUCUUCCCCAAUGGAGGCUCCAGCCAGCCUGGCUGCUUCGAUCAUUUCUGCAACCACAACAGAGCAUGGCAGUUCUUUGCGGCUACAGUUACCCACAACCAUCUUGUGGGUCAACUGUGCUCUAGUAUGUUGCAAGUCACUACGAACAACUGCCGUGGAAGUUACUUGCAUAUGGGCAAUGAUAAUUUGAAUAAGAGAGGGUAA